Messenger RNA from Colletotrichum karsti, 1110 nucleotides. RefSeq lists its product as uncharacterized. The record is from RefSeq and is a predicted model, not a curated record. NCBI's taxonomy places the organism in Eukaryota, Fungi, Ascomycota, Sordariomycetes, Glomerellales, Glomerellaceae. Gene Ontology annotation, cellular component: fungal-type cell wall. Gene Ontology annotation, biological process: fungal-type cell wall polysaccharide metabolic process. The transcript has a single exon. The coding region runs from base 1 to 1110 and encodes 369 amino acids.
AUGUACGCCAAGAACGUUGUUCUCGCCGCCGCCGGCCUCGCUCUCGUCGAGCAGGCCCUGGGCUUCAACGCUCACCGUCAUGCCCACCAGCAGGCCAAGGAGAAGCGUGGUGACGACUGGGUUAUUGCUACUAUCGAUGGCCAAGUCGUGUCCUGGAUCAACAACUGGCACGGCCCUACCCCUGCCGCUCCCGUCGCCGCCCAGUCUACCACCACCGUCCCCGUCGUCGUUCCCACUCCUGCCCCCGUCGUUGCUGCUGCCGCCCCGACUACCACCUUGGUGACUUCCUACGCUCCCAAGGUCCAGGCCCUCGCCGCCUCCCCUUCCUCCUCCAAGGCUGCCGCCGCCACCGGUGCCGUCAGUGCCAAGGGUGCCUACUCUGGCAGCAAGCGCGGUCUCGCCUACAACGAUGCCAGCCUCGUCUCCAGCUUCAUGUCCAGCGCCGGUGAGAAGUGCGGCUGGGCCUACAACUGGGACUCCAGCUCCAACGGUCUUUCCGCGAACCUCAACUACGUCCCCAUGCUCUGGGGCCCCAUUCCCACCCACCUUGAACGCUGGACUAAGAACGCCAACGCUGCCAUCGAGGCCGGCUCUACCCACAUCCUGAGCUUCAACGAGUGCGACCUGCCCGCUCAGUGCAACAUGGGCGCCUCUGCCGCUGCCGCUGCUCACAUCGAGCACAUGAACCCCUACAGCGGCAAGGCCAAGAUCGGUGCCCCUGCCAUCACCAACAGCAACAUCGCUGGUCAGGGUCUCGACUGGCUCAGUGAUUGGGUCAAGGCUUGCAAGGAGGCCGACCCCGAAGACACCGAGAAGCAGUGCAAGUACGACUUCUGUGUCACUCACUGGUACUCUCCCGCCGACGCCGCCGACACCCUCUUCUCCCACCUCGAGAAGGUCAACAAGAUCUGCGAUGGCAAGCCCGUCUGGCUCACCGAGUUCGCUCCUCUCGGCAGCGACGACCAGAUCUCCAGCUUCGUCCAGGCCAACGUCCCCAAGCUCGAUGCCGUCAGCUACCUCGACCGCUACGCCUACUUCAUGGUCAAGGAUGGCGUCCUCAUGUCCGGCAACUCCGUGAACGCCCUCGGCAGUGCUUACGCUUCCGCCUAA